This is a messenger RNA of Didymosphaeria variabile, 750 nucleotides long. RefSeq lists its product as uncharacterized. The record is from RefSeq and is a predicted model, not a curated record. Bases 1 to 750 code for a protein of 249 amino acids. NCBI's taxonomy places the organism in Eukaryota, Fungi, Ascomycota, Dothideomycetes, Pleosporales, Didymosphaeriaceae. The transcript has a single exon. Gene Ontology annotation, molecular function: metallopeptidase activity.
AUGAAAAUCACGACUUUGUUUUUGUCCGCGAUUGCUCCGAUCACCGCUUUUGCCAUAUGCUCGAAUGAAGACUUCGACUAUGAUCCCCUUGCCAUCGGCCCAACAGAAUACAUACGCAGCCUUAGCAAUCUUCACACACGAGCGCUCACUCAGAUUGACGCUCAUGUUCACGUCCUCGUUUCGAAGAAACCUGAUACGCCUCCGAAAGCCGUCGUGCAAGCGAAGAUAGACUUCCUGAACAGCAAUUUCAAGCCUUGGAACUAUCAUUUCAACCUCGCAAGUGUCGAGACUACCGUCAAUGCAGAAUGGGCUGCAGGUAUCGACAAUGACAAGGCGGCCAAGACUAAAGCUCUACAUAAAGGGAACUACCAGAGUAUCAAUAUCUACAUGGUCGAAGGCGCUGGCAGCGGGUUGUGCUCCCUUCCUGCGGCUGGCACUGGACCCAUCAGUCAAGCUACGCUGAGUGGAGACGGCUGUUUCGUGCCAUGGGGCCCGGUCCCGAUCACGAAUUCAAGCACCUUGACGCACGAAGUGGGUCAUUGGAUGGGUCUCUUGCAUGUCUUCCAGGGAGGUUGUGAUGAUACAGAUGGUUGCGAUGACACAGCGCCGCAGGAGGGACCUUCUUACGCAAAGAUGGCGACUGCUGGAGACCGCAGUAGUUGUCCAGCCAAGAAGCAAUGCAACGGAAAUGGCAAGCAGAACGUGAACAAUUUCGUAAGUACAGAGAUAUCUGGAAAGAAGCGUCACUAA